AUGCAAGAGUUAACACUGGCUUCCGGCUCUUUAGGCAACCGAUCUUCGGGCGAGGAGCUCCGCGGCGACGAUGUUACAAAGGAGGAUGAGACGGUCGUGGACUCGGAGCAGGGCAGCAUGCUCAUGCACAUUAUAUCACAGCUACGGCCGGGCGCAGACCUAAGCCGGGUGACGCUACCUACCUUCAUUCUCGAACCGCGCUCGAUGUUGGAGAGGAUCACAAACUUCAUGGCCCACCCGGAGACCCUGCUGCCUAUGACGAAGAUAGAGGACCCUGUUGAGCGGUUUGUUGCCGUAGUGAAGUUCUAUCUUAGUGGUUGGCACAUCAAACCACCAGGGGUCAAGAAACCGCUAAAUCCCAUAUUGGGAGAAACCUUCACCUGCUACUGGGACUACGAGGACGGUACCAGGGGUUACUAUAUCGCCGAGCAGACGUCACACCACCCUCCGAAAUCGAGCUAUUUCUUCAUGGCGCCAGAGCAUCACCUCCGGAUAGAUGGCACGCUGAAGCCGAGGAGCAAGUUCUUGGGGAACUCGGCGGCCAGUAUGAUGGAAGGCAUAGCCGUGAUGCGGUUUCUUAACACAAACGAGCGCUUCUUUAUUACCCAGCCGAACAUGUACGCGCGAGGCAUACUGUUUGGUAAGAUGAAAUAUGAGCUCGGCGACCACAGCUUCGUCCGGUGUCCAGAGUCUGGUUUGGCGGCGGAUCUGGAGUUCAAGACGAAAGGAUGGGUCAGCGGCGGAUAUAACGCAAUCGGCGGCUUCAUCAAGGAUACCAAGACAGAUACGAAUCUGUUUGAGCUUUCCGGCCAUUGGAACGCCGCGAUGUACAUCAAGAAUCUCACGACUGGUAAAAAAGAACUGUUAUUCGAUGCUACGCAUGCGAAACACACGCCUCCCAAAACCCGACCGCUCGAAGAGCAGGGUGAACGAGAAUCGCAACGACUAUGGCAUGAAGUAACAGAGGCCGUUAAACGAAAGGACCAGGAAGUAGCAACCGAGGCGAAGGCACGAAUCGAGGACCGGCAACGGGAGGAAGCCGCGAAGCGAGCCCAGGACGACGUGGACUGGCAUCCCAGCCUGUUCAGGCCAGUGCAUGGUGGUCAUGGCGGGACCGAGGAAGGCGAGGAGGAUCUUGACUGGAUCAUCAACGCUAAGAUUGAUGGCAAAACUCCCCAAGAGCAGAUCAAGCAGAUCCUGCACAUCGCGGCUAUACUGCCGGGGCAGGCGCCUCCUCGCCAUCAAUUCAAUAUUCCUUCGCGAAGAAGCAGCAUCGCGCGCUCUCGUGCCAGUCUCGAGAGCAUAAGGGACACACAUCAUGUAGGUCCAGACCCGCAGCAACAACCCUCACAGCACACCCCAGCGCACAACACAGCGGCAGCAGCACCAGUCACAAUAGAGGGCUCGACCCAUCCCGCCGCUCACCCAUCAUCUUCGGACACCGCCACACCUGAACCACACAACCUCAGCUUACGGCAUGAAGAGCUCCUGAAAGCGAUUCCGCCUUCCAAACUUCUGCACAAAAACAAGCACGACGAACCGGUACAGGGAGGAGACGCGCUGAAACGAGUAGACUCGGAGACGAGGAGUGAGGAUGAGUUUCAUGAUGCGGAGUCGUAA
Molecule: messenger RNA, 1620 nt
Organism: Westerdykella ornata
Lineage: Eukaryota; Fungi; Ascomycota; Dothideomycetes; Pleosporales; Sporormiaceae
Exons: 8
Coding region: 1-1620 (539 amino acids)
Cellular component (GO): cytosol; intracellular membrane-bounded organelle; membrane
Molecular function (GO): sterol binding
Source: RefSeq, a predicted model, not a curated record